GUCCUGCCCAGCCCCAGCAGACUAGCCCGGGACGGACAGCCGACAGCCGACAGCCGACAGCCGACAGCCGACAGCCGACAGCCAGCUGGCGUCCGUUCCGAGGGCAGACGCUUACUGCGCCCACAGCCUAUCCAGACGGCCCCGGCCAGCCCCGACCCCGCAUCUCCUAGCACAGCACCGCCCCUUCACUCUGACCCUGAGGAAUCCAGACGGACAGGCGUCCCGCGUGCAGUAGGAGGACGGACAGAGCGUCCCUGCGCAGCCCCCGGUCCCAACCGCAGCCCUAAGUCGGCGCAGCCCGCCAUGGGCUGGCUCCUGCCCGUCGCCCUCGGUUGCAUCAGCCUCCUGAGCCUCCCGCUGCCGAGCGCGCAGUCCCGGCGCCUGGGACCUCACCCGCUGCUGGCCCGGCCCAGGGAGCCUCCAGACUGGCUGAACCCCCAAGACCUCGAGUCCCAGGCUGUGAAGAGCGUGAGGCCAGUGGUCCUCGUGACCCAGUCAAGGCCCCAUCUGGAGCCCCUUGUGGGGCCUCUCCCUCGACGGCCACACUCUCAUCGCCAUCUCCACGGAAGGCUUUGGGGCCGAAAGGGCAGGGCCAGGGGCAGGGGCCGGAGGCACACCCGGCGCCACGGUGCCAAGCUCAUGAGAGUCGGCUGUGUUCUAAGUACCUGCCAGGUGCAGAAUCUCAGCCAUCGCCUGAGGCAGCUCAUGGGACAGUCAGGGAGGCAGGACUCAGCCCCCAUGAACCCCAAGAGUCCCCACAGUUAUGGCUGAGCAGCCAGCCCUGCCCCUGCAGCCCCACCAAGGCCCCAGAGACCACCACAGGAAGCCUCCCCCUGGGUCCAAGUCCUGCUGUGUGACCCUGGAUGAGUCACUUUCCCCUCAGGUCAUGCAGACUGACACAGUUCACCUCAGUGGGGUAUGGGGAGGACGUGCUUUGGCAAUCUUAAAACCCGAGAGAAAUGGGAAUUUUUGUUAAUUGUUCUUUGUUAGUAGCACUGUCCAGAUUCCGCCCUGUGCCAGCCCAAGAUCUCCCCCACAUCGUCCUGUGAUUGGACACAGCUAUGGGGGCCUUAAAAGUCUUUGAGUUCAGCCCUCAUUUUAUAGAUGGGGAGACUGAGGCCCAAUCGCUAGACCUCUGACCCAGGCUCAGAUGCCCAGCGGCCCCUCACUCUGGGAAGAUACUCCUUGACUUGCCCUUGCCCUCGAAGACAGGACAGUUCCCUCCCGGUGAGGGGAGAUGCUGGGGUAUUGCCUUUGCUCCCCUAACCUUCAGGAGAUGUCCAGGACCUUCUCAUCUGAGAGGAAUCUAACCUUGGGUGAAAUAGCGAAAAAGGAGGCAAUCAGGGUCCCCCUAAACCCAGGGGGCUACCUUGGGGCAUGCCCAGGACCCCAACCCCAUCCCAGGAUUCGCCUGAGUCUAAGAAGAUGGCCAGGAAGCCCUUCAUCUCCCGGGAGGGAGCAAAAGGUGCCUGCACCUCCCAUGGACUUCUGGAGCCCAGUGGGUCUUUCAGUUGCUUGACCAACAUUCCCAGAUGCUUCUGGGUCCCUCUUGCCUCGUUGGGGAUGUGGUUGGAGCAUGGGACUCCUGGGAAUGCCUAAAUUAUUCUCUGUAGAUGUCUGCCUGCUCAACUAAAGCUACCUUUGUGCA
This is a messenger RNA of Monodelphis domestica (gray short-tailed opossum), 1648 nucleotides long. RefSeq names its product adrenomedullin 2 (gene ADM2). Gene Ontology annotation, biological process: regulation of systemic arterial blood pressure; adenylate cyclase-activating G protein-coupled receptor signaling pathway; positive regulation of heart rate. The record is from RefSeq and is a predicted model, not a curated record. Gene Ontology annotation, cellular component: extracellular region. NCBI's taxonomy places the organism in Eukaryota, Metazoa, Chordata, Mammalia, Didelphimorphia, Didelphidae. Gene Ontology annotation, molecular function: hormone activity.